Messenger RNA from Cuscuta europaea, 1925 nucleotides. The record is from the annotation of a GenBank genome assembly. NCBI's taxonomy places the organism in Eukaryota, Viridiplantae, Streptophyta, Magnoliopsida, Solanales, Convolvulaceae.
CAUUUUCAUACAUUUGGACAAUAUUUGCAAUAUUGAGAGAUUGUUUAUUUUUUAAAUGUUUAAGUGGUAAUGUUUGACAUUGUGAUUUUCUUGGCAUUGUGAUUUUUUUUUUACAUUUUGAUAUUUUUAUGACAUUGUAAUAUUCUUUAUGGUAAAAGAAUCUGUAUGGUAAAGGAAGAUAGAAAAAUUUAGAAAAACAAUAAGAGAAAGGAAAACCAAAUAAGAGAGAAACAAAAGGAAGUUGAAACAACAAAAAACAAGAAGGGAAAUUGAGAAAAGAAGAAGAAAGCAAAAAGGGGGAAAUCACAAAUAGAUCUGGGCAACAAAAAGAGGAAAGCUCAAUAAUUGACUUUGCUGAGCUCAGCAGUGGAGCUUGAGACGAUGUCACCUUCCUUCUCCACAGUUCACCCAGGCACAAGUAGAAAAACAAAUUGGUUCUCUACAAAUCGGAAAAUCCUAAUUGCUCCAGCUAGAAUCAACCGAGUAAGCUUUCAACCCCAUUUCUGUUCAACAACACUUGAAGAGAAGCAGCAACAAGAAAUAAGAGAAAGAAGAGGACGAUCCGGAGACGACGAGCGGCAUACUCCGGAGAUUACUAGCGGCAAACCGGCAGUUAACACAAAACAUUCGAGUGUCCAGGUGAAGGUCAACGGAGUUGAGGACGACUUCGGCUAGGGAAUUGUGAAUCCCGAUGGAUACGAUGGAGGACGCGAGGCGGAAACAACGGAUGUGGUGGCGCAUGAAUUUGCUUUGCUUGGUGUUGAUCCAUUUCGUUCCCAUAUGUGCAAAUAACGGCGGCUCCAUCAGAUUGCAGCAAUUAGUGGGCUGGAGAGAUUUUAAGGGGCAAGGUUAUUUUGGUCUGUGCGGUUGAUAAUUAGUCUUAUUUAAGGUUUAAAAAAGAUCGAGUCUUAUUUACUUACCCGUCUCAUAUUUUAGUCCUAUUCAAGUCUUUCUCCCAUAACCUUUAUUGACUUUGAGUAAAAAUAUAGCCACUACAACUAAUACGGAGUAUAUUUACACCGGAUAGAUGAAGAUGCUGGAUAAGUCCGGAUUUUUUCUACAAUCGGCAGAGCAAUCCAACCCAACCCAACCCAUAAGACCUCACGACGGGGAAGAACUUCAGCUGCGUUUCAACCGCUAGAAGUGCCGCAUCCACUGCGACAUCAAUGGAGGGCUGCAACCCAAGUCAACCUUUGUCCCAGAAAGACGUUGGAGACAAAGGAGGAGGCCGGUGAGGUGAGUGGAGGACUGGAGGCCUCCGUCUCUAAGCUCUCGCGCGCUUCAAGAAGAAGAAGAUGGAUAGGAUUUCUUCAUGUUUGGGGCUUCUGGGCGCUCUGGCGACAUCAAGGGAAACCGGCGUUGGCACCGAUGCUUCGUCAGUCACCACAAUCGGAGACCAGGAGCAGCCAUCAUCCAUCUCCUUUGGGUCGUUCUUCUUUCAACUCUCAGACAACCAUGGGGAAUCAAAUCAACCUAAGACAGAGCUCAACGAAAACAACGCCAACUCAGCGGUUACCCCUGCUCACCUGCGAUGGAUUUUCAGAUCGGCUGACCAGAGAGGAAGGCCAGACUCCGUGGCAGAUUGCGACCAAAUAAGGCCUAACCAUCAUGCGACAAUGAGGGCUCAACAUCGGCUAUCAACAGCAGCGAUCCAAACGCCACGAAUUCAGAUGCUACAUUUGAAAGGUCGGGCACCUCUUUGGGAAAGUUCAAAUGAGAUCAAAAUACACAACGAUGUCAAGGUGCUGGGUAAUUCGACGGAAGACUGUGGAGCUACAAUUUUUUUAUAAUAAAUACUCUGUAUUACAAAAGAAAUCCUCCUAAUGUAAGGAUCAAUAUCAUUUUCACACUCAUGUUUAUAGUUUGAUAGCUUUGUUUUGAAAUAAUGUCUAUGAAAAGCUUAUUUAAUGUUAUUAAUUGUUUAA